AUGCACCCUCUAGAUCUCGACGCGAUUCUCGCGAAGCAGGAUACCACACGGAUGACCUUUGAGGCGUCUCAUAGGUCCUACACACGAAUGGACGGCAUGACUGCCUCAUUCGUGAAGCAUGCACGCUCUCAGAGGCUGGGGUUUCGCGGUAGCGGUGAAAGGAGCGGUGAGAGGAAAAGGGACGGCGAUAAGAGGCGGUGCCGUGCAGCUGAAGUAUUCUGUUCGGAGGAGGACAGGCAAGCGUAUUUUUCUCGCAGGGAGCUUACUCUGCGCACGCGUGGACAAGCAACAACUAUCCAGGAGCUGUUGGACAUCCGCGCGAGCCGCUCCGAGUGGCUGCGGGAGAGGACUCUUGCGACGGCGGUGGGCGUUCGCAUCCGCAACGGGCAGUACACCGACCGCCCCGCCAUCCUCGCCUUCGUCUUCUCCAAGGUGCAUCCCAACUGGUUACCACCGGACCGCUUGUUACCAGCGCGGUUGGAGGGCGAGGGGUCGCUGUGGUGCGACCUUGAUGUGCUCGAGUUCGCCUGCCUGCCCGGCCGCCAGCCAGCGAGGGACAGGGCGAGGGCGGAGGAGGAGAGCAGCGAGCUCGUGGACGACCUUCGUGGCUGCAGUGCCGUGCUGGGCCCCGGCUCACAGGUGGCAUGCGACGACACGUUUGUCACCAUGGGCCCCAUUGUUGUCGACAGCUCAGCGCCACAUCAGCUCGGCUUCCUCACCAACUGCCACGUGGCAGGCACCUCCCCAGAGAUGUCGGAGGGGCGCUGCCUGUACCACCCGCACUGCCCGAGCCUCGGCCCCGGCGUGCCUAUCGGGGAGGUUCGGCGCGUCGUGUCCUUCCGAAGCGACCUGGAGUGGUUCGGGUUCUACAUCAACCACCAGCCUGACAUCAGGGUGCGCGUGGACGGGGCGUUCGCCGCCUUCACGCCCACCAUCCACGCGCAUCAAAUCACAGCGCUCCCACGCGGCCUGCCGCCCGGCACAGUGGGCCCGCUGCUCCAGAUCCUCCCCGCGUGGCCCGUCACUGCGCUCGUUUCCCAGCAGGUGGCCAAGGUGGGGCGGAGCUCGGGUCUCACGCGGGGCACAGUGAUGGCAUACGCGGUGGAGUACUAUGUGGACAGCAAGCGCGCCUUCGCCUCUGACCUCCUCAUCCGCAGCUCCUCCGAGCGUCCCCCAUCCACUUUUCCUCCUCUCUUUCCUUCCGCCUACUUUUUUCCGCCACAUAACCCUCCUCCUCCUCAUCCGUUUCUUCCACUCCCCUUGCCCCUCUUCCCCUUGCGCCAGGCGCCCUUUGACCUGGAGGGCGAUGCAGGCAGCACGGUGUAUCUGCACGGGGCGGUGGAGGAGGAGAGGGGAGGAGCAGAGCAGGGGAGUGGGCAAGGAGGGGAGCGGAGAGCGAGAGAGGGGGCGGUUAGUGGGAGCGGUGACAGCAUGUUAGCCCGGGGCAGAGGCGCAAGCCCAGCAGGAGGAUUAGGAGCAGCAGCAGCGGAAACAGCAGCAGCAGCAGCAGCAGCAGCAGAAGCAGAAUCAGAGGCUGGAGUAGCAGCAGGAGCAAGAGGAGGCAGAGGGGGUGAAGAGGGGGUUCCCUUGCGUCCUGCACAGGAGGACGGGUGUGAGGACGGGUGUGAGGAGGGGGAGGAGGAACAAGGGAGGGGGAUGGUAGACGGGACACGCGUGCAUGUGGGCAGGCGUGGGGAAUACGGGAAAGGGGAGGGUGUAGCAGUGGGGAGUGAAAGCAGGGGGCAGGCUGCUGCUAGUGGCGGUGCUGGGGGAGAGGGCAGCAGGGGGGGAGGAGAGGGGGAUGGUGGGGCGAGCAGCAGGGAAGAGGGGUCUCCAGUGAGGGAGGGAGAGGAGGGAGAGGGAGUGGCAGGAGCAAAUGUUGCACCUGGAGGAAACACAGCAGAGCUGGAAGGAAGCAGGGCGGAAGCUAGAGUGCCAGGCGCCGCUGCAGCAGAGGGUGAGGCUGAGGGCGGCGAGUGGCGGCCGCUUGCACUGGUGUGGGGCGGCACGGGGCGGCACGCGAGGGUGACGAGGUGGAGUGGCAAGCACCCCGAGUACUGGACGACUGCUGUGGACCUGCAUCGCCUCAUGACCCACCUCCAUGUCUCCCCUGCCCCUCCCUCCCGCACCCGUGAUGGAGGGGAGUGGGAGGGGGGCGGGGACGAGGGAGGGGGGAUGAGGGGCAGGGCGGAGGGAGAGGGGAGGGGAAGCACUGGUGGGAGUGGGAGGGAGGUGGAGGAUGGUGUUGCGGAGUUGUAA
Messenger RNA from Closterium sp. Naga37s-1, 2259 nucleotides. Lineage: Eukaryota; Viridiplantae; Streptophyta; Zygnematophyceae; Desmidiales; Closteriaceae. The record is from the annotation of a GenBank genome assembly.